AUGGUGUUCUCAUUCUCAUGCUGUCGUUCCUCAGCUACAGUCACCCCUUUCGAGCCAUUGACUGUCGAAGUUGUCCGCGAGUGGGCUGUCAAUUUCGAUAACCUUCUGAAAAGCCAACGAGGACAAGAAGAGUUUUUGAAGUAUCUGAAAAAAGAGCAUUCGGAGUGCAACUUUUUGUUUUGGCAGUCUUGCGAACAGUUGAGGGUCCAGACGAACCAAGGAACUGUCAAUGAGAUGAUUCGCACGAUUUAUCACGAUUUUCUGGCGCCAGAAGCAGACAUGCAAAUUAAUAUAAAUGCCGCCAAUCAGGGGAUUGCCAGGGAAGCUUUGGAACAUCCAGCGCCGCAUGCAUUUGAUCCUGUUCAACAGGAGAUUUACGGGUUAAUGAAGCGGGAUAGUUAUGGGAGGUAUAUUAGAAGCGAUAGAUAUAAAGAGUUGUUAGCUUCGUUCGAGCCUGAAGCGACCAAUUCCGUGACUAAUUAG
This is a messenger RNA of Caenorhabditis briggsae, 483 nucleotides long. The transcript has a single exon. Bases 1 to 483 code for a protein of 160 amino acids. Gene Ontology annotation, biological process: regulation of G protein-coupled receptor signaling pathway. NCBI's taxonomy places the organism in Eukaryota, Metazoa, Nematoda, Chromadorea, Rhabditida, Rhabditidae. The record is from RefSeq and is a predicted model, not a curated record.